ACCAAAUGCAAACAACCUUUUGAUCAAUCUCAACUACAGUAUAUCAGUAAUUAUGUUUUGACGACUAUUACGAGAUAUAAUACCAUGAAAGUGGAUGAAUGAGCGAGAAAUGGAUAUUAGAUGCAAGUUGCUCAGCCAGGCAGUCGUGCCCACAUGUUGAUACCCGCCGUUCGCUGUUUUCAUCAAGAAGCGGGGGAACCAUGGGGUCCUGGGGCCACGGCCUGUGUGUGGUUUUGUGUUUCUGGGGAACAGUUAGCGGGAGCAUGCUUCAGAGUCGCACUGUUGGCCCGUGUACUGUCAAUACUGGCACGGCAUCAUUUAACUGCAGUUGGAGGAAACUGGCUCAUAUUCCAACAGAGAUAUGGGACAAUGCAACCACACUGGACCUCUCCCAGAACCACCUCAACUUAACUAACCCUCAACACCUCAGACAACUACAGAGGUUGGAUCAGCUGGUUACCCUCAAUCUCUCAGGCAACUACCUCCCUCUGCUGGGGAAAGACAACCUCUGCAGCCUCCCCUCCCUGCAUACACUAGACCUCAGUGGCUGCCAAUUGACUUCCAUAGAGGCUGGAGCUCUGCAGGGUUUACCCAGUUUAGGGAAGCUGUUUUUGGGGCACAACAGACUGCAAGUCCCCCUGUCUGUCUCCACUCGAGAUAUAGUAACUAUAUCCAUCCUGGAUCUCCAUGGGAACCAAGAGCUUGAGCGUGGCUCUGAUGAUUUGUCGACAGGAAUCAGAAGACCAUCUCAUAGAAAACUGUUGACAAAUGACCGUGAACAUCCCACCACAACUCCAACUAACACAAUGACUACAGCUAAUGGCACAGAGUCGCCUGGUCAGAGCCGCCCCUCCCACAGUUGGCAAUAUAUGGUGGCAGUCCUUGUGACGGCCAUCUCCCUCUCCCUCCUCAUCGCCAGCCUGGCCAAAUGCCAGCUGGUCCGCCGCUACCUAGCCAGCUAUCGCCACACCCGUCUGACCGAGCAGGACACAGCCAGCCAGUGUGACCCCAACAGUCUGGAGGUGGGCUUCUCUAUGUACAACCAUGGGGGACAGGCACAGAGCCCCCACCCUGCUCCUGUCCCCCAGGGAGAGAUGGACAUAGAGGAUGAGGAAGAUGAUGAUGGCUUCAUAGAGGAUAACUACAUACAAGCCAGCGAGAGGGAGAGGGCUAAGAGGGCACUUGAAGUGGAGGAAGAGGAGGAAGAGGAUGGGAUGGACUUUACCAUUGGCUAGGAAGAAAGGGAGAAGGUGGAAAGAGAGGGGAGAGAAUGAGAGAGGGAAGAGAGCGAGAGAGAGGUCACUAGCCUAUUUGGACACUGAUUGGGGCCAAUGCAGAUAUUAAACAUAAGCAUGUCUAUUUCCAUCAUCUUUAGAGGGAAAAAACAGUCACAGAGACAGAUUAAUACAAAACUGACAUAAGCAAUAACUCAAUUUAGCUCCGCAAUAGUGCACCUUUGCCUGUGUCUUUCAAUGGAUUUCAAAAUUGGGCUGGCUGUUUGUACGGACUUUGUUAGAAAUUUGUUAGAAAAUUAUUAUUUAAUGUGGGUCAAAUAAUCAAUCAAUCAAUUUGUUUUUGAGUUAGAUUUUUCUAAGUUCCAACUCAGUUUUACCAAUGAAUUUGAUGUUGUUUGGGUGUGCCUGCACUCCAUUUUGUUACAUUUGUAGAUAAAAUAAAACGUUUUCAAAUUCAA
Salvelinus namaycush (lake trout) is the source of this 1693-nucleotide messenger RNA. RefSeq names its product leucine-rich repeat-containing protein 19-like. Gene Ontology annotation, molecular function: protein binding. The transcript is spliced from 4 exons. The record is from RefSeq and is a predicted model, not a curated record. Lineage: Eukaryota; Metazoa; Chordata; Actinopteri; Salmoniformes; Salmonidae. The coding region runs from base 99 to 1235 and encodes 378 amino acids.